AUGUUAAAAGGGCUGACCCCUGCCUUUUUUUCGCCUGAAGAGCAGCGCAAACGCCUGAAGAGAGAGUCACGUGAGCUGAUGACGUCGAUGGUUCCUCUUCAGCUAUGUGAGGUCCGUCUGUUCACACAAUUUAACCGAAUAACGGCAGUAGUCACCGUUAUUCGACAUGCGCCUCGCUGUAUGAUACCGUUUUCCCAGUACGUCGGAUUUCUGUUCGAGUCCAAUCUUCGCAUAUGCGUCGAUUCCGACAAUGAUCAGCUGCUGGCUUUGACAUCAACGCAUUGA
Necator americanus (New World hookworm) is the source of this 285-nucleotide messenger RNA. RefSeq lists its product as uncharacterized. The record is from RefSeq and is a predicted model, not a curated record. The coding region runs from base 1 to 285 and encodes 94 amino acids. The transcript has a single exon. NCBI's taxonomy places the organism in Eukaryota, Metazoa, Nematoda, Chromadorea, Rhabditida, Ancylostomatidae.